AUGAGAACAAUUCUCUCGUUAUUCUUGAUUGUUGCUGCAGUCACUGCAUAUUCUGCACCACAUCUUUCAUGGGUUUGUUAAUUAAUUAAUUAAUUAAUUAAUAUCAACGGGAUGAGGCAUAUUUUUCGUAAACUGAAAAAACACACUCAAAGCCCCGUAAAAAUCUCUCAGCUUAGGUACGUUCGAACUUUUAAUUGUUUUGCAGGUUGGUGAGAAGAAUUUGAAAUUGGAACUUUCUUCGCAAGCAAUCAAAGCUGUUACUCGAACACUUUCGAAUGGAAAAAAACAAACAUUUGACUUCGAAGGAGCAAAUAAACGAGUUUGGAUUGAAGUAAGUAUUUCAAAUUUGCUAAAUAUGAAAUUGAAUUUUUUAAAUCAAGAAUGGAAAGAAACUUGAUUCGAAGAACUAUGGAAUUCAAGCUCCAGGAACUUUGAUCAUCAAAAGUGUUACAAAAGAUGAUGCUGGAGAAUACGAUUUUAUUGAAUUGAAGGUUAGUUCUUCUAACAUUCAGACUUCGAAAAAUAAUUAUUUUCAGAAAGUCGAACUCAAUCUUCCUCCAGGUGUCCACGUUGAUCCAGCUGUUCGCGGAAUCAAAUUGGAUGUUUUCCCACAAAAACCAACUUUCUAA
Caenorhabditis angaria is the source of this 629-nucleotide messenger RNA. The record is from the annotation of a GenBank genome assembly. Lineage: Eukaryota; Metazoa; Nematoda; Chromadorea; Rhabditida; Rhabditidae.